AUGAGACAUGGUGUUGUUCGAACUGAUUCGGAGGUUUUCUGGGAUCCUCUUCCAUAUGGCCCGAACGAUAACCUUCAUCUUUGUAGUGAUUGGCCAAUAGGUUUUCUUGUUCAUGAAAUAUUAGAAUCAACAAGCAACUACAAUAUAGCUGUUGAACAACUUGCGCAAUCUCCAAUAAUUGCACCAUGUUAUUUUACUAUCUGUGGAACAAGUCAAUGUAAGACAAUUGAAACUUUAAUAACUCGAAAACAAACAUCAGAAGAAAAUAGAUUAAUAGAGAUUUGGCAAGAAAUUUUUGCUACUCAAUUGUUAGAUAUUAUGUCAGUUAUACAAUGUCCAAUAGUAUUUGGUGUGAUGCGACGAUCGGCAGGAGAAAAAGGUUGGCCAUUAAUAUCUGAAUAUGAAUUUAAAUUAUUACUGAAAGAUGAUAUAUUAAUACAAACUCAAGAAAAAUUAACUCGUGAAGCAUUCUUAAGAGAAUUAAUCAUCUUUAAGGAAGAAUUCGAUCAUAAUGAACAACUUUUAUCAUUGAACUUCAUGACUAAGACUGGUCUUUGUUGGGAUAUUAUUCUCGAAAUAGCCAAAUAUCUUACAUUAAAUGAUGCAGUCGAAGCAUUUUCCGAUAAGAUUCUAUUUUUAUUACGAAAAUAUAAAACAAAAGUACAUUUAUCUUAUUCUUCUAAUAGAUUUAUUAAUAUGAUUCUUCGAACAAUCGAUUAGUCUUCCAAAGGUGGAUGA
Messenger RNA from Rotaria sp. Silwood1, 738 nucleotides. The record is from the annotation of a GenBank genome assembly. NCBI's taxonomy places the organism in Eukaryota, Metazoa, Rotifera, Eurotatoria, Philodinida, Philodinidae.